AUGGAGGUAGGAUGUCCAAUGGAGAUCUACUUGAUUUCCAACAUGGAAAUAAAAUCUGGUGGAGCCAUGGUGGUAGGAUGGAUGUCUAGUAGAGAUCCACCUGAUUUCUUACGUGUAAAUAAAAUCUCAUGGAAUCAUGGAGACACAGGACUAAGAAUCUUCGACACGUGUCAUGAUAGGAUUAUAGUGUUUAGACAAGUUUUGCGAGUAGUGGUUGAGCAAAGUUGCGCGCCGGAUUAUGAGAUGGGUAUAUUGAUGCUAUCCCAAUAUGGACCCAUGAUGGAGUAUCUUCUCAGUUACAACGGUUUGCCAAUCGGCAUCUACGAGGAACGAGAUUUCACAGUGCCCAUAAUCAAUAUCCUGGCGCAUUAUCUGAGCACCAAGUAUAAGAUCGUCGAUCUGGUCCACGCCAACACGGAUUCUGUUCUCGAUGAUUUCCUAGAAGUUAUCAAGGAUGCUGGUGUGUGCGUGAAACGAAGUGACAGGCAUGUCAACGGUGACAGGUAUGCGAACGUCACGGAAAUGGUGAUAGUCGCAAUCGACCUCAUACCAUCCGAAUCGUAUGUCAUUAAACCGGAAAUUUCUCGUUUCGAUCUUGGCGAGUUCUCAAGCGCGGGUGAAUUCCUGGAGAACUGCAACAACUUAGCAAACCACUCUCCGUAUCUUCUCGACGUUGAGAAGGCUGUCAUCAAGUUGGCGGAAGUCUUCCAGGAUUUCCGCAAGAGAAACUGCUCUAUCGACGAGGAGAGUAGCAUCAUGACGCAAUCCCCAACAUUAGAAUCGCAGACAUUAGAAUCGCAACGGGAAAUUCGUGAUUUUGAUGUCUACAAGCAUCUUCACAUGCAACCGGAAUCACACUUGCUGAAAUACGUGGUCAUUACGAAAAUACAGCACGAGUUUAUCGACGUCGCUCUUUACGAGAUCGAAAUGCCCAAGCUACGCGUUCUCCCGAAGAGGACGAUAUUCGAAAUGCCAGGGAUCUGUCUGGAGCAUCUCAUUAAGAAUUGUGAAAACUGCACAAAUUUUCAGAGUCGCGAUACAAAAGUAGAUGUCGUUGGCAAAAAUGUUCUAAAAAAUAGCUUCUAUGUUCCUGUUUUCUUGAUUGUCAUCAUAUGUGGUAUUCUUGUGUGCUGCAUCAUGAUGAUUUUUUGUCUAUAUCAUAUCACGACCAAGGAAAUUCUUCAUGGCAAUUUGGUCUUCACAAUUGUCCUCGUCCUGGUCAACCUAUUUAUCCUACUGACGGCACUGCCCUUCUGCGUGACAGACGAUUAUUUCGGUACGGAAAACCUGAACGCUUGGAAGAUCCUUCUCACCACUCUCGCAUCGGCCCGAUUCGGCCUCAUAUUCUCAAUCAUGCUCUCGAGAGCACUCUUUUUAACCUUGUCCACAGGCGGUGUUUUUAUUCACAUUAAUGGAUAUUUACAGAGUCUUAUGGCGCUCUUGGCAUACGGCGUGCAAAUCGCCAUGUCGGUUAUGUAUUUCGUUCUGAGCACAACGAACUCAGCUGUCGUCAUCAGGAGUCUUAUUUUUAUCGCGUUACUAGGAUACGAUAUAUUUUUAUUAAUUGCAUUGUUCGUCACUUGCUACUUCAUUAUCCAAAUACAACAUAAUUACCACGAAGAAAAAUACUUCUUCAGAACUUCUAUUGGUCUUCUAAUAAUAUGGGUAAUAGUAUGGUUGACUUGCUUCAUGUUGAUGCAAUCGGAAAAUCGUGACGCAGUCAUUUUCUUCGGUACAGUUGCUACGGCUUAUUUAAUCAUUUUCGGUGUCUUAAUAUCAAGGAUAUAUUAUAUUAUGCGCACACCCAAAAGGAAAAAUUUAGGACAAAGAUUCGAUCCUGUCAACCUACUAACCGAUUCGACUGUUAAUACAAUUAUCAGGCAGUCAUGUUCUUCCCACGAUUAUGUUUAUCCUGCUCGAGAAAGUCAGAUUUUGCGAAUGCCAUCAGCAUAUUCAAAUUACUAUGGUAAUUUAAGUUCAAACUCAAAAUACUUCAAGAGAUGCAGAAGUCCAAAUCACUACGAAAUGCCUACAUAUAAUAAUUACGAAUGUUACGCGAAAAUGAAGGAAAUUGACGCUGCUUACGUUACCCUGCGAAUGUACGUCGAGAACACGGAGUUUUUAGCAACAAAUAAUGUCAUUUACGCGAAGCCAAAAAUCUAUAAAUUUCAGAGAAUAAGUUUGGAAGAGAGAAGCAACACAGAAACCACUUGUAAUAGAGAUAAUUCUUCACCUGUCUCUAGACAACACAUCGAAAUGUAUUCCAUAAGAUACACUAGCCCAACGAAUAUACUAAGGGAACGAAAAAUUGAUGAAGAAGAAGAGAAUGAAGAAGAAGAAGAAGAAGACGAAAAGGAUCAGGAAGACGAAGGUGCCAGCAGAAUUACCCGCUUUUGACUACUUUAAAAUCUAGUUUAAUUUUUAAUGCUUUCAUCUUUAUGAAUUUUUCAUAAAAUAUAACAUAGAUAAAGAACCCCGCACAAA
This is a messenger RNA of Trachymyrmex cornetzi, 2484 nucleotides long. RefSeq names its product G protein coupled receptor bride of sevenless (gene boss). Gene Ontology annotation, biological process: G protein-coupled receptor signaling pathway. The record is from RefSeq and is a predicted model, not a curated record. NCBI's taxonomy places the organism in Eukaryota, Metazoa, Arthropoda, Insecta, Hymenoptera, Formicidae. Gene Ontology annotation, molecular function: G protein-coupled receptor activity. Gene Ontology annotation, cellular component: membrane.